UCCUCAGCGCCCCGCCACCCCAGCCGCGAUGGCCCCGCUGCUCCUGCUGCUGCUCCUGCUGCUGUUGCCGCCCCAGGGCCCCGGCGAGGCGCAGGCGUCCCCGCUGGACGAGUCCCCCGAGGGCGCGGGCGCAUGCAAGCAGGUCCAAGGCCUGUGCCUGAAGGCGCCCUUCCACACCUUGGCCACCGACGCGCCGCCCGUCAACGUGAGCCUGUACUACGAGGCGCUGUGCCCCGGCUGCCGCGGGUUCCUGGUGCGCGAGCUCUUCCCGACGUGGCUCAUGGUGUUGGAGAUCAUGAACGUGACCUUGGUGCCCUACGGAAACGCACAGGAGCAAAACGUUAAUGGCUCCUGGGAAUUCACCUGCCAGCACGGGGAGCAGGAAUGCAGGCUCAACAAGAUUGAGGCCUGCCUGUUGAACGUGCUGUCACCCAACGCGGCCCUCCUCACCAUCGUCUGCAUGGAGGAGCUGGACGACAUGGAGAAGAACCUGAGGCCGUGCCUGGAGAUCUACGCCCCCAAGGUGACCCCCGAGAGCAUUUUGGCCUGCGCCACGGGAGCGCAGGGCACCGAGCUGAUGCACCACAAUGCGCAGCUCACCGACGCACUGCAGCCACCGCAUGAGUAUGUGCCCUGGGUCGUCGUCAAUGGGAAACCUAUGGAUGACCUCACCCAGUUGCUCAGCCUCGUGUGCCAACUGUACCAGGGCGAGAUGCCGGACGCCUGUCCAUUCCUGAAACACCGCAGCAGGGAUGUGUGCCCCAAGUGAUGGGCAGGAGUGCCUGGCAGAGGAGCCCGCGCUGCUGCCCCCAUUACACCGUACCCGAACCCCCCACAUCUAGACCCACCCAAUCCAAAUGGUGCUCAAUCAGAAAGCAUUCAAUAAACUCGCAUGUUGUGAUUCGA
Messenger RNA from Ochotona curzoniae (black-lipped pika), 906 nucleotides. It is a transcript of the gene IFI30, whose product is annotated as IFI30 lysosomal thiol reductase. Lineage: Eukaryota; Metazoa; Chordata; Mammalia; Lagomorpha; Ochotonidae. The transcript has 7 exons. The record is from RefSeq and is a predicted model, not a curated record. Bases 29 to 769 code for a protein of 246 amino acids. Gene Ontology annotation, cellular component: lysosome. Gene Ontology annotation, molecular function: oxidoreductase activity, acting on a sulfur group of donors, disulfide as acceptor.